Sapajus apella (tufted capuchin) is the source of this 3976-nucleotide messenger RNA. It is a transcript of the gene GUF1, whose product is annotated as GUF1 homolog, GTPase. Gene Ontology annotation, biological process: positive regulation of translation. Lineage: Eukaryota; Metazoa; Chordata; Mammalia; Primates; Cebidae. The coding region runs from base 1197 to 2234 and encodes 345 amino acids. Gene Ontology annotation, cellular component: mitochondrion. Gene Ontology annotation, molecular function: mitochondrial ribosome binding; GTPase activity; GTP binding. The transcript is spliced from 17 exons. The record is from RefSeq and is a predicted model, not a curated record.
ACUGCGCCGCGUCUUCGGGGUUCAACCGGAGCCGGCAAUUGGGCGGAACCAUCAGGGGUUCAUUGUCUCGUCCGCUUCAGAGGAUCUGUUUGAGUCCUGUCCAUCGGACCCUACCGGGGUACCUUCGAAUAAAAGCGGGCUAUGCUGCUGUUGCGUGUUGGUACCCUCUCCUGACGCCUCCUCCGCCCGGGUCAUGUUGACCUUCGUGGGUCGGGGCUGGGGGUGCGCACGCGCGCUCGCGCCGCGGGCCACAGGGGCCUCCCUUCUGGUGGUCCCGGGGUCCCGGCCCGCGUUAACCUUCGGGGCUGCCCGGGAGUCCUGGGCUACCGACAGGCUCUACAGCGCCGCUGACCUCAAGGAAAAACUUGACAUGUCUAGAUUUCCUGUUGAAAAUAUUAGAAAUUUCAGUAUCAUUGCACAUGUGGAUCAUGGCAAAAGUACUUUAGCUGACAGGCUCCUAGAACUUACAGCCCAGAGAAAUAUCAGUGUUUCUGUUUAUAGGGACAAUUGAUAAAACAAAGAAUAAUAAGCAAGUUCUCGAUAAAUUGCAAGUGGAACGAGAAAGAGGAAUCACUGUUAAAGCACAGACAGCAUCUCUUUUUCACAAUUAUGAAGGAAAGCAGUACCUUUUAAAUCUCAUUGAUACACCAGGCCAUGUUGAUUUUAGUUACGAAGUAUCCAGGUCACUUGCUGCUUGCCAGGGAGUUUUACUCGUGGUUGAUGCAAAUGAGGGUAUUCAAGCCCAAACUGUAGCAAACUUCUUUCUUGCCUUUGAAGCACAGCUAUCGGUAAUUCCAGUUAUAAAUAAGAUAGAUCUGAAGAAUGCUGAUCCUGAAAGGGUUGAAAACCAAAUUGAGAAAGUGUUUGAUAUUCCAAGUGAUGAAUGUAUUAAGAUUUCUGCUAAACUUGGAACAAAUGUUGAGAGUGUUCUUCAGGCAGUUAUUGAAAGAAUCCCCCCUCCUAAAGUGCAUCGCAAAAAUCCCCUGAGAGCUUUGGUAUUUGACUCCACCUUUGACCACUAUAGAGGCGUGGUAGCCAAUGUAGCAUUAUUUGAUGGAGUGGUUUCCAAAGGAGAUAAAAUUGUAUCUGCACAUACUCAAAAGACAUACGAAGUUAAUGAAGUAGGAGUUUUGAAUCCUAAUGAGCAGCCAACUCAUAAAUUAUAUGCAGGACAGGUGGGCUAUCUGAUUGCUGGGAUGAAAGAUGUCACUGAAGCACAAAUAGGAGAUACAUUACAUUUACAUAAGCAACCAGUGGAGCCCUUGCCUGGGUUUAAAUCAGCGAAACCAAUGGUAUUUGCAGGAAUAUAUCCUGUAGACCAAUCUGAAUAUAACAAUCUGAAGAGUGCCAUAGAGAAACUGACUUUAAAUGAUUCCAGUGUGACAAUUCAUCGGGAUAGUAGCCUUGCUCUGGGUGCUGGCUGGAGGCUAGGAUUUCUUGGACUUUUGCACAUGGAAGUAUUCAACCAGCGACUAGAGCAAGAAUAUAAUGCUUCUGUUAUUUUGACAACCCCUACUGUUCCAUAUAAAGCUGUACUUUCAUCAUCAAAACUGAUAAAGGAAUAUAGAGAAAAAGAAAUUACAAUUAUCAAUCCUGCACAAUUCCCUGAUAAAUCAAAAGUAACAGAAUAUUUGGAGCCAGUUGUUUUGGGUACUAUUAUCACACCAGAUGAAUAUACUGGAAAAAUAAUGAUGCUAUGCCAGGCUCGAAGAGCAGUUCAGAAGAAUAUGAUGUUUAUUGAUCAAAAUAGAGUUAUGCUUAAGUAUCUCUUUCCUUUGAAUGAAAUUGUGGUAGAUUUUUAUGACUCUUUGAAAUCCCUAUCUUCUGGAUAUGCCAGUUUUGAUUAUGAAGAUGCAGGCUACCAGACUGCAGAACUUGUGAAAAUGGAUAUUCUACUGAAUGGAAAUACCGUAGAGGAGCUAGUAACUGUUGUACACAAAGACAAAGCACACUCGAUUGGCAAAGCCAUGUGCGAACGGCUCAAGGAUUGUCUUCCUAGGCAACUGUUUGAGAUAGCAAUUCAAGCUUCUAUUGGAAGUAAAAUCAUUGCAAGAGAAACUGUGAAAGCCUAUAGGAAAAAUGUUUUGGCAAAAUGUUAUGGUGGUGAUAUUACCCGAAAAAUGAAACUUUUGAAGAGACAAGCAGAAGGGAAAAAAAAGCUGAGGAAAAUUGGCAACAUUGAAGUUCCAAAAGAUACUUUUAUAAAAGUUCUGAAAACACAAUCUUCUAAAUAAUUGAUGGGGAAACAAAGAAUUUUAAUAAAUUAAAAACUAUCUUUUUCUCAUUGCAAUUUGUAAUAUGCUGACAACAGAAUGAAAAUUAUACAAUUUGCUUGUUACAUUCAGGGUUUUCAGGCUUAAAUAACCUACUAGCCUUUUGUUGAAAGGGAGUAAUGAGUGGGUAGGUAAGAGCUUAGAUUUUGAAGCAAUGUUGUCUGUUCUCUAAUACCUGUUCCAACCAUUCACUAGUAAGGUGACCUUGGCCAAAUUAACAUGUUUCCUCUUUGGUAAAAUUGAGAUUAUAUUACUACCUACAUAGGUUGUUGUUGUUGUGAAGAUUAAAUGAGGUAAUACAUUAAAUACUCAGAAGUACAUGACGUAGUAAGCACUCAAUCAUAACUAAAGUGCUUAAUGUCAUCAAAAGGUUCUCAGAAGCCGACUUUAAGCAAAAUGACAUGUAGAAGAAAGUCCUUGAAUAAUGUCAUUUCCUUCUAAGUGGUUUAUAACAUUGAUGAGAAAAAAAGCCUUGGUUUCUUAAUGUAUCAUUUCAUUUAAAGUCACAAUUUCCGUGAAUCUCAGUAAGUGAGGACUUGCUAUAUUUUGUUUUCAUGGAGUUUUCCCUUACUGACACUAAAAGGCCCCAUACUUAAGAUUCCAUCUACUUUAAGUUAAAGGAUUUUAAAAAUCACCUUAAAUGUCACAUUUGUUAGCAGGAUUAAUUUAUCUGAUAUAUGAAUCAUUUAUUAAACAGUAAACUUAAAUAACAUACUAUCUAAACAUCUGCUCCAGUUCGUGAUAAAAUGUUUAUAGAUUUUAUCAGGUUGUUAGUUUGAAACUAAUGGUUUACAUACAUCUAAGUUAAGGACGGGAGCUUUCUUUCAGACAUUCAGAACACAUUUGUGUAAAAUGACCAGAUGUUUGGUAUUACCAGGAGCUCUUAAUGAGUUUAAUAAUUGUUUGAAUUUCAUAAUUAAAGAGACUUAACUUUAAAGUAACUUGAGAUUUCAUAGCCAGUAAAUAUCUCUUCAAAGCUCUCAGCUCCCAUGUUUAUUCAGCCAAUGAACAAACCAGACUGCAGACUAUAUUACAGCAAGAUAACAUUAGUUAGCCAUUGAUCUUUAUCUUUUACCUUGAAUGAAUUGAAUGAAGAAAAUGUAUUUUAGGGAUAAAUACUAUCAAGGUGGAAUUUUAUACUAAGGUUAUGUGAAAGAAAAAUAAAUCUUAAAAAUCACUAAGCCAAAGGGAAGUCAAGGUGGGAACUUACUGAGGCAAACCUGCCUCCCAUUUUAUUCCUAAAUAAGACAGCCCACAUAGAUAAAAUUUGCCCACAAGGAAAUUCCUUGUGGACAGGGGACAGACAGAACUCAAAGUCAUCCUUCUGUUCAUGUGAAACAAAUGCAUGAAUGAUUGCUUCCUCGGCCCCAUGUUUCAGUAAACCAGAUUAAAAUAUAACUGACUAUAUCUCUACCUUCCUCUCACAUGUAAAUUGUAUAUUCAGAGAAAGGCUAAUCAGAAAGUCAAAAGAAUGCAACCCUUUGCUCUUACCUGUCUAUGGUUAAAGCUCCCUCCCUUCUUCGAGCUGUCCCACCUUUUAGGACUAGUGUACACCUUACACACACUGAUUGAUGUCUCAUGUCUCACUAAAAUGUAUAAAACCAAGCUGUGCCGCAACCAACUUGGGCACAUGUGGUGAGGACCUCCUGAGGCUGUGUCAUAGGCACAUCCUUAACCCUGGGAAAAUAAACUUUCUAAACUGA